AUGUUGUCUUUUUGGUCAAACUCGAAUCAAAGCAAGGCCCAACCGGCCCAGCCGACCGCAGCCCCAGGGACCUCGGUCGACAAAAAUGGUGCCAUCACCCAUCAUCUUCCUGGCGUCUUUGUCCCAAACUGCCAGGAUGGAACCGUCAUCUUUCCGACAACCAGGCGAAAGCCUUCUGGAAAGAAACGCACCGUCAUUCCACCUCCGCCAACGUCCAUUACAAACUGCACUUUGUUGAGCGACGGCGGCGUCGGUCAUGUUGCUUGGGCACCACCUGCAGCCCCUCCCAUUCGCCGACCCUCCAGAUGCUUGAGCGUCGAUGCCAAUGGCAAUGCCAUCCCCCCGGACUACGCUUCAAAGGCCGUCGGGGAAAAUCUCGACGCUGGAACCCUGGCGAAUAAUCCUGCACAAGGAGCGAAAGGCCCUGGUCUCCAGCCUCAAGCAUCCAAACUGUCAUCAAACGUCAACCGUGGCCAGACUCUGGAGCCGAGCUCGACAAGUAAACAAGUACGCAGCAAGUCAGCCGCCCCAAAGAUGCCAUCACCCAGCAAGCCAUCUACAACCAGCGGUGGAGGCUCCGUAAGCAGCUCUAAGCGGCCAGGGUUGAAGGCGCGUGGCAAGUCGCAUUUAUCCAUGCAUGACAUUGUGCGCAAAGUGCGAAACCACCUUUCAAGCAACUCCCGACGUCAGACGGGAUCGUCCGAAGCCUCCCCGCAACCUGCACCCACUGCACAAAAGAAAGCUGCCGACGACAUCAAAACAGCUUCUACAUGCCGCCGUGGCUCCUGUCAGUACGUCUUGAACGACGGCGAAAUCCAAGAUGUCGUCGAAAUCGUUGUCCACGAGAUGUGCAAGCAUGGCGUUGGUCCCGUCGACAAAGAUCAGGGUGCUACUUUGCAGCCAGGCGAGGAAGUUCCAAGACAGGUUGUCCGAAAGCCCAGCUGCCUCAUGAAUGCCCUUGGACCACAAGUCUCCGACGUGGCGGAACCGGCGACCACCAUAAGCUUGCCCGAAACCGCCUUCUUCGCCCGCAGUCAAUCUGACGGUCAAAUACGCGCCAGGAUUAGGUCAUCUAAAGUAUCCCUGACCACCAUCCUAUCCAAAGACAAUGUCACCGAUAUCCGAUGGGCAGCCGACGACACAAAGCCCGAGAACGAAUCUCAAGGAGACACCAAACAUGGACCGACAGAAAAGUCAGGCGGCGAAUCGUCCGCCGAGGCCGGCAGUGCAGCAAAAUUCAACAUCGAAGGUGAUCAAGACCAACCGAACGGUACCAAAGCGGCAGCACAGACAAGCGAGAACGCCAAGAAUGAUAAGGCUGGAGAUGUCCCCGGUACCGCCGAGACUCCCGCAGCUGGACCGCGACUUCACGAGAUUUCUGACUGCGACAUGGAUGACUUAAGUGAUUACGCCAUCGACAAUCAGCCAACACCCAAUCUUCCUUCUGCAGACGAUUCAACCACAAAGCAUGUUGACACCAAGGGCUCAGACGCUAUCAGUCAGGAGCUCGACAAAAGCGGUACCGAGGCCAAAACGCCAGACGCGGUGGAAAUCAAGCUGGAUUCCCAAGAAGCAUCGCCUGGAGCAGACCAAGCUGGCGAGUCCCCCUUGAAAAAAAGCGGUCCUGACGAUGCUGGACGUGGAGGUCUGAAGCAGGCGUCCAACCGCGAUGAUUCUAUUACCAAGGAGGUUGAUCCAAGCCCCCACGAAGUUGAUCUCGCCUCUGCCGGUCCUGAUCCUAACAAACUUGACGCCAAAGAGGACGGCCUGAAGGUUCCCGAUGCUGAUCAAGGGGACCCACACCAAUUGGAAGUUUCAACAUCAGAUGAUAAGCCGGCAGAAUCCAAGACUUUGAAAUCGAGGUUUUUAGAGACGUUCCUGAAGCCAUCAAAUGACUCUGCCGCCGAUGGCGCCUCCGGACAUUCGGAGAUCCUUAGGGAGGCGAGCCUGCAGAAGGAGAAUAGGAAAUCAUCCAUCGAUAAUGGCCUUGGUGAUCAGCAGAAUGUCACUUCAUAUCCUACGUUGAGUAAACGCCGUAGCACGCAUGCUAGGCAAAGUACUCCGUAUGGCGCUAUUCCCGAAGAGCAAGAAACGGAUGACAUGUACCACCUUGGCGUCGACGCCAGGCCGGGCGGUGCGGUGCCCGCGACUGACAGUAACGUUUCACGACCAGAUGCGACAGCGAGGUACAACUUUGGUCUGUUCAAUCGGAGUGUAUUCGGAGAAGGCACUUACGACGCCACAUUGAAGCCUGGUCGUCGAGUAUCUGAAGCUUCCAUAGUGGCCGUCGGAGCUGCUGCUCCCCGCUCGAUGGACAAGGUCCUCUACAGGUCUCGCUCCGCUCAUUUUGCCGAUACUCCGCCCGAAACACCUGUCAUGCGGGCGCCGGCUCCGUCCCUUGAAAGUACCGCAAUUUCGAGGAAAGCUUCCGAGAGCCACGUCCCAGGCGAUCCGAGUGAAGGGGACGAGGCGGAUACGGCCGGAUACAUAUCUGAGCCCGAGCCCUCUUCCGUUUAA
Messenger RNA from Colletotrichum gloeosporioides, 2517 nucleotides. RefSeq lists its product as uncharacterized. The coding region runs from base 1 to 2517 and encodes 838 amino acids. The record is from RefSeq and is a predicted model, not a curated record. Lineage: Eukaryota; Fungi; Ascomycota; Sordariomycetes; Glomerellales; Glomerellaceae. The transcript has 3 exons.